CAGCCGGCUGCAGCUAAUGAGCCUUUGUGUGGCCAAAGAGAGAGAGAGAGAGAGAAAGAGAGGAACACAGUGACAGACAGCGAGUUAAAGUGAGAAAGACUGCCGUCUUGCAACAAUAAAGCAUAUGGUACCGACAGUGCAGUCAGAGCUGGAAAAUUACAAGUCUCUCUCCCACUCCUGCACCCUUUUUUCUCAUGCCCGUGGAGCUCAGGGGUCGGUGCAAGUCAGUGGACUGAAACAAAAUGGGAACCUCUUCACUCAUCAUGUUUCACCUUUUUUGAAUAGCCACAUUUAUGGUUGUGUGGCUGUGCUGCUGUGAGAAGAGGUGAAAGGAGUCACAGUCUGCCAGUGGAUACAGGUGCAGAUGCGGCGGGCCAUGAGUGGAAUACUGAAGAGGAAAUUUGAGGAGGUGGAAGCCUCCUCCUCCCCGUGCUCUUCCUUGCGGGAGUCUGAUGAUGAGGUCUCCUGCAGUGAGAGUGGGGAUAGCAGUGACAGCGUCAACCCCUCUGCCUCGGGCCCUUUCACCCCUGACUCGAUACUGAAGAGAGAGAAGCGCCUGCGGACGAGGAGAGUGCAUUUCGAGAAUGUGACAGUGUACUACUUCAGCCGGCGGCAGGGCUUCACCAGCGUGCCCAGCCAGGGAGGCAGCACGCUGGGCAUGUCCAACAGGCACAGCUGGAUCAGGCAGUACUCCCUGGGCGAAUUUGCUGUAGAGCAGGAGAGGAUCCACAGAGACAUGCUCAGAGAUCACCUGAAGGAGGAGAAACUGAAUUCAAUCAAACUCAAGCUGACUAAGAAUGGCACAGUGGAGUCUGAAGAGGCCAACACGCUCACGGCAGAGGACAUCUCUGACGAUGACAUCGAUCUGGAUAACACAGAGGUAGAUGAGUACUUCUUCCUGCAGCCUCUCACCACUAAAAAGCGCCGGGCACUGCUGCGCUCCUCGGGGGUAAAGAAGAUUGACGUGGAAGAGAAACAUGAACUGCGGGCGAUCCGAAUGUCCAGAGAGGACUGCGGCUGUGAUUGCAGAGUCUUCUGCGACCCAGAGACCUGUGCCUGCAGCAUCGCAGGGAUCAAGUGCCAGGUGGACCGUAUGUCAUUUCCAUGUGGCUGCACAAAAGAGGGCUGCAGCAACUCAACCGGGAGAGUGGAAUUUAAUCCCAUUCGUGUUCGGACCCAUUUCUUGCACACCAUAAUGAAGCUGGAGCUGGAGAAGAGCCGCGAGCAGCAGCAGGCGUCCCCCACCAAUGGUUACCAUAGCGAAACUAACGACCUGGGAGGCGGAAACCCUCUGGUUCAGUCCCAGCACAGGUUGGAGUAUUCCCUGUCAGAUGCCGUUCCACAGGCGGCCGGCAUGCACCUGCAGGCUGCCGACGAGAUGGAGGAGCCGCUGGAUGACGAAGACGAGGAGGAAGACGACGAAGACGAGGAGGACGAGGAGGAAGAGGAAGAGGAGAACGAAGAGGACGAUGAGGAGGAGGAGGACAGCAGCAGUGUUUGCAGUGGACUGUCUGACUCCAGCACCCAGAGCUUAGCCAACAGUGACUCUGAGGACGAGGAGGAGGAUGAUGAGGAUGAGGAGAAGUCUGAGAACUUUCAGAGCGACAUGACAACCCCGUCUGUGUCUCACAGCGAGGUGGUCCCCUUGUCCUCUGUGCUGUGUUACAGCGACGGCUCAGUGGCACAUGAAAACCACAUGAAUGGAAACACUUAUUUAAUGAACUCCUCUUCAGCUGAGUACUAUCAGCUGGGGAGCUCCAGUGCUGUCUCUAAUGGCCAAACCAGCCGACCCAGUGAACCCUACGGGGAAGCCUUAGCAUUCCAAGAUCCGGUCAGUGCUACCAAUGGCAGCGCGGCCCAGGGACCAUUCAACAUGUCUGCAGAGCAGUACACAGACUACUCUAAUCAGGCCGAGGAACAAUACACAGCCAGUCACCAUUUCACCCUGACCAACGGUGCUCCUGCCGCCCCUUUGACCUGCUACACACCUGAUCAGGAGAAGAAGUUGCUGUCCAAAGCAGCGUUCGUGGAGCAGCCUGACAACCAGAGCCAGACGCCGUUUCAAAAAUACCUGAACAAUAACACCCAGGGCUCUUACAGCAGCUCAUGUAUGACAGCUGAGCAGCCGCAGCAAGAGUCCGGCGUUAACGGCCACUCUGACCUGACCUUACUAGGAACCAACACUAAGAACCUCCCUUUACCAGACCAUUGCCCUGAGGUCACAGCCAUUUAGUGGGCCUCAGCUUUCCAAGUGUUCUUUCAUUAUUGCAUCUUUACUUGACCAAGUGGUAUUUUAAGGGAACAUAAUCAAGGCCUUUUUUUUUUUUUUUUUUGCAUUAUCUGACCUUAAAUUUCAAAGCAAUCUCCAGCACCGUAGUACAUUUUCAUCUGUAACUAUAAAGCCAUAGGGUCGUGGUGGCAAUGUUUUUGAGGAAUGAUUCGCUCCUGAGGGUUUCUCCGCUACAGUGCGUGCUUUACUGCAAGAUGGAACAGAUCAAGGAGCAUUUUAAAACAUCACUUAUGUCAUGCCGUGCAAUGUAUCUUGUAAUUUCAGAUGUAAAGUUCUAGUUUUAAGCAGAUAUUGUACUGUAGAUGGAACUUUUCUAUGUCUACUGUAUGUGUCAAAUGUGCGCAAAACAACAAAAAAAUAAUGUCAGUUUAUUUAUUGUUUCUGAAUUAUGUGUAAACUUAUAUAUUGUAAAUGUUUUGAUAACAAUACGCAUGCUGUUUUGGGAAAACUCAGUGACAUUUAGGGGAAAAAAAUGCCAUUGUUUUAUAUAAAAAUGUGUUGUGUACAUAAUGUACAUUUCUCCUCUUCUUUUUGUCACCAUUAAUAUGCUUUUCUAUGGUUUUUGAAAAGCAUGAAAAAGCCUGAAUUCUUAUUUGUAUGUUUUGGAAUACAAUAUCGAUAGCAUAAAACGUCAAGAAAUUAAAUUAAAUUUCCCAGCCUUUUGCACUUACGUGUGGGGGUCCAGUGGCAUGCAGUUGGUUUUAACUGAUGGAUACUUGAAUGGUGUCAAAAUAUGGCCCCUCACUUGUUUUCUUUACUCUCCUCUGUUCUCUUAGAAUAACACGGUUGAACAAAUGGAGACUUAUUCUUUGAAGCAUUUCAUCAGUACAGGGAUAAUAACGAAGUAGCACUUUGACAUAUCUCCAAAAGUAUGACAAGCUCUAUGAUUCAUCACAGACAGAAUCUUUAUCAUAAUAGGCUCCAUUUGAAAAGCAUCAGUAACCAGUCUCCAUCACAGUUCUGCAGACGAACUAUUGACCCGAGAUAAUGUGUCAGUAUUUCACAAAUUAACUGCUUAUUGGAUUUCUGCUCUUGAACGCUGUAUAAGCUACAUUCCUCUGUCUAAUAACUGAGAUGUUUAUUUAUGUGGAUCCAGUAAUGAUGCUGAUUUGCUCUAUUGAAGUGUUAAGUGCAAUAGUUUGAGGGUUUUUAAUAGGCAUUCCCUUUUAGAGAGGAUCCUCUGUAAAAGGGGACGGAGAUUUCUUUUAAUUGACCGUCACGGCACUUGAUAUUGUACUUAAAGCGACAUUAGUUUAAUGAAAAAUGUGCCACAGUUUUGAUAAUUGUAUACGUGGGAAGCAAAUGUUCAAGGUUGACAAUCAAAGCUUAUUAUGAAACAUGAUUCAUAUGGGUAAUUAACAGCUACACAAUGAGUCCCACGAGCCAUUGAAAAUGACUGAGAAAAAUAAGUUUACCAAAAAAAUAAAUAAAUCUGUAAAUAACCUUCAACACGUCUUUAUAAAAUCACUGACAAAAAGGGAAAUUGGCGUGACUGCUCAACAAUUGGGGGACUGCAAUAAUUGAGUGAAUACUGUAAAACAUUAUUUACCUUGAGCUCUCUGCUCCUGCAUGAAUACAGAUAUUUGUCCCUCUUCCAGGCUUGCAAAUAUCUGCCCAUUCUUUAUAAUCACAAGGGUCAGGACUGGAGUUUUGGUGGUUCUGUGCGACUGAGUAGCUGGGACCUCUCCUGCCACCUCGGUGGUACAAAAGAAGUGUACAGACUGCUUUCAGGCAAUCAUCAACACAGCCUAUAGUGCAGAGUAAUCGUGCCAAAGCAUACAGUGUGAGGAGGCUAGAUACAAUGACGCUGCAUCCACUUGAGAAUCCUGUGUUGGGUUUUUAUUUUCCAGUAUUUAUUAUGAAUGAUAUAUUGAAAUGUGUAUUUAUUGUGGUUUACUAAAAGUCUGUAUUGAG
Molecule: messenger RNA, 4204 nt
Organism: Epinephelus fuscoguttatus (brown-marbled grouper)
Lineage: Eukaryota; Metazoa; Chordata; Actinopteri; Perciformes; Serranidae
Gene: csrnp3
Product: cysteine-serine-rich nuclear protein 3
Exons: 5
Coding region: 365-2233 (622 amino acids)
Biological process (GO): regulation of transcription by RNA polymerase II
Cellular component (GO): nucleus
Molecular function (GO): DNA-binding transcription factor activity, RNA polymerase II-specific; sequence-specific DNA binding
Source: RefSeq, a predicted model, not a curated record